This is a messenger RNA of Suillus subaureus, 2351 nucleotides long. RefSeq names its product long-chain-fatty-acid-CoA-ligase. Gene Ontology annotation, cellular component: plasma membrane; lipid droplet; endoplasmic reticulum. NCBI's taxonomy places the organism in Eukaryota, Fungi, Basidiomycota, Agaricomycetes, Boletales, Suillaceae. Gene Ontology annotation, biological process: long-chain fatty acid metabolic process; long-chain fatty-acyl-CoA metabolic process. Bases 32 to 2059 code for a protein of 675 amino acids. Gene Ontology annotation, molecular function: long-chain fatty acid-CoA ligase activity. The record is from RefSeq and is a predicted model, not a curated record. The transcript has 7 exons.
CUAGUACUUGUGCUGAAGCAAGCGAUCCAUCAUGACCUCCAAACGCAACUACUUUGGUCAAGGCUCUGUCGUGGUUGACACUGAGGAUGGCAAUCCAGUUCGACGCCUGGCAAUUACUUCUGACAACCUCGUAACUCAACCAUUCGAGGGCAUCGACAUCAUUCCCGAUGUCAUCGACUACGCCGCCCGAACACAUGGCAUGAAAGAUGCUGUGGGCUGGCGUGAUAUUAUCGAUAUCCACGAGGAGCAGAAGGAAGUAAAGAAGAUGGUUAAUGGAAAGGAAAUCACUGAGAAGAAGACCUGGAAGUAUUUCCAGCUCAGUGACUACAAAUAUCUCAGUUUUCUGGACGUCCAAGAGCGAGUUUCAGCUCUUGCACGAGGCCUUGUUCACCAUCAAAUCACGAAGGACGACAUAUUCAAUAUCUAUGCUCAGACGAGCGGCAACUGGCAGCUCAUGUCUCAUGCAUGCACAACAAUUGGAGUUCCUGUGGCCACUGCUUACGAUACCCUUGGCGAAUCUGGGCUCACGCAUUCAUUGAACGAGCCUAACUGUGUUGGUAUUUUCACUAAUGCUGACCUCCUCACGACCCUGAAGAAUGUCCUGCCUAAUACCCCAUCGGUCAGGUUCAUAGUCUAUGACGGUGACGCCAAGUCAUCACUUCUCGAUGAUAUCCGCAACGUCAGGGAAAACGUAGUCAUUCUCUCCAUUGACGAACUGCGUGAGGUUGGCGCGGAGCAAUCCAAGGAGGGUCUGAAGGAGCGAAGACCAUCCAAAGACGACGUGGCCCUGAUUAUGUAUACCAGCGGCACUACCGGGGCUCCUAAGGGUGUGGUACUCACUCACGGCAACGUCAUUGCCUCUGUCGGUGCUGUGUACACGCUUCUUGGCCACCAUUUUACUACCGACGACACUUUCCUGGCGUAUCUCCCGCUCGCUCACAUCCUUGAAUACAUUGUGGAGCUUAUUUUAUUCUUCGUCGGCAUGAAGACAGGCUACGGUCGCGUGAAGACCCUUACAGAUGCAUCCGUACGCCAAUGCAAGGGAGACAUUGUUACGUUUCGCCCAAGCAUCAUGGUUGGCGUGCCUGCUGUCAAGGUUAACGCCAGUGGCUUCCUGAAGAAGACCAUCUUCAACGGGGCGAUGGCGGCCAAGAAGGCUGAAGUUCCUGGCCUUAGCCAGUUGGCAGAUAUUGUGCUUAAUAACGUCAAGCAAGCCACCGGAGGACGGCUCCGUCUCGCAUUGAGUGGUGGCGCUGCUCUUAGCAAAGAAACUCAGGAGUUCUUGUCUAUUGCACUCGUCACUAUGCUCCAAGGUUACGGUAUGACUGAGUCUUGUGGGAUGUGCGCCAUCUUGCCCCCUGAACUUAUGCAAUAUCGCUCGGUUGGACUGCCUGUUCCUUCAGCUGAGAUAAAGCUCCUGGAUGUCCCUGAAGCGGGCUACAAGUCGACUAACAAUCCUCCCCAGGGAGAAGUUUGUAUCAGGGGUCCGUCAGUCACCAAAGGAUACUACAAGCGGGACGACCUCAACAACGAUGAGUCGAUCUUCACUAAGGAUGGUUGGCUUAGGACUGGUGAUGUCGGUCAGUGGAACGCCGAUGGAACUCUUUCUCUGAUUGACAGGAUUAAGAAUCUCAUCAAGCUGCAAGGUGGCGAGUACAUAGCCCUUGAACAACUUGAAUCGACGUACAAGUCAUGCUACCUUGUGGCAAACAUCUGUGUAUACGCAGAUGCUGAAGCCAAACAACCUAUUGGUAUCAUCAUUCCUCAUGAGGCAAAUCUGCGUCAUGCUCUCGAAGCCAAGUCCAACCCCGCAGAUGCGAGCGCUGAGUUAUCAGACUUAUGCACCAAUAAAGUGGUGCAAGAUCUCAUCCUCAAGGAGUGCAAUGCUAUCGGGAAAAAGAAUGGCUUCAAACCGAUGGAGAUUCUAGAAGCCGUUAUUCUGACGUCAGAGGAGUGGACGCCCGAAAGCGGCCUCGUUACCGCAGCACAGAAGGUACAACGCUCCAAGGUUGCGAAGAAAUUUGAGAAGGAGAUUAAGGCAACAUAUGCUGCCCAGUGAUUUCAUGUAAUUUGGUUGACCAACUACUUGUGUUUUGAUUUCUCGAUUCACCCGAGUCUUGGACAAUUCUACAUAUUGUACAUAUUGUAUGUUUUAGUUAGAUUUGUAGCAUGAUAGGCUAUGUACAGUCCGUUUUCGCUUCUACGGAUUUUGCUGGGUGCUAUGUAUAGUACUAGUGUGAGUAGUAUUUGGCUGCGGUUCCUCUGCAAUUGGGUUUUGUAUGGUCAGACUAGAGGAUGCGGUGCUGUGAUGGCUUAUAUAAGUGGUCCCAACCCGCGCGCAAGAAGCCAGC